Molecule: messenger RNA, 1546 nt
Organism: Ctenopharyngodon idella (grass carp)
Lineage: Eukaryota; Metazoa; Chordata; Actinopteri; Cypriniformes; Xenocyprididae
Gene: surf4l
Product: surfeit 4, like
Exons: 6
Coding region: 221-1030 (269 amino acids)
Biological process (GO): Golgi organization
Cellular component (GO): endoplasmic reticulum; endoplasmic reticulum-Golgi intermediate compartment; membrane
Source: RefSeq, a predicted model, not a curated record
GCAGAUAUAUGUGUGUCCUACAGGGGGCGACAGAACGAACUGCAGGGCAUUAUGGGGCGGAGAUGGCAUUCUAGUACACACACAGACGACGGCAAAGCAAGUCUAGUACGUAAGUCUAGGACCUGUAACAUACCUAGUAGCGGACAAAGAUAUCGAUAAACGACACGCAAACAAUCAAAGGUGUCCUGCAGACGGGAAUCGUCUCUUGGAUUUUGGUGUCAUGGCUCAAAAUGAUUUAAUGAGCAACGCGGAGGACGUGGCGGAUCAGUUCCUUCGAGUGACGAAGCAGUACCUGCCCCACAUAGCACGUCUCUGUCUGAUCAGCACGUUCCUGGAAGAUGGCAUUCGGAUGUGGUUCCAGUGGAGUGAGCAGAAAGAAUAUAUUGAGACAACGUGGGGCUGUGGGUUCUUUCUUGCCACGCUGUUUGUCUUAAUCAACUUACUCGGACAGCUGGGUGGUUGUAUACUGAUCCUGAGCAGGAAUUUUGUUCAGUAUGCCUGCUUUGGUUUAUUUGGGAUCAUCGCCUUACAGACUGUUGCCUAUAGCAUUCUUUGGGACCCAAAGUUUUUGAUGAGGAAUUUGGCUCUGGGUGGAGGUCUGCUGCUGCUCCUUGCUGAGUCCCGCUCUGAGGGCAGGAGUAUGUUUGCUGGUGUUCCCACUAUGAGAGAGAGCUCUCCUAAACAGUACAUGCAGCUCGGUGGCAGAGUCCUGCUGGUGCUUAUGUUUAUGACGCUGCUCCACUUUGAUACCAGCUUCCUCUCGAUUUUGCAGAACCUGGUGGGUACAGCUCUCAUUGUCUUGGUGGCUAUUGGUUUCAAGACUAAACUAGCGGCCCUCACCCUGGUUAUCUGGCUGCUGGCCAUCAACGUGUACUUCAAUGCUUUCUGGACCAUACCAGCCUACAAACCCAUGCAUGACUUCCUCAAGUACGACUUCUUCCAGACCACAUCAGUGAUCGGUGGCCUUUUGCUGAUAGUAGCAUUAGGUCCAGGUGGAGUGUCCAUGGAUGAGAAGAAGAAGGAUUGGUGAGACGGGACUGAACUCAAACGGCUCACUCGCUCACUCUGUAGUUUGCCCUUUGGCAAUUUUUUUCUGUGCAGUUAUCACACAAAGCAGGUACACUACUUAGAGAGGAAGGAGCCAAUUGAGAAGUGGCCUCACAAAUACCCCAGGACCAACAGAAUGACCUGCUCUCCACAUAUCAUGCACUGUCUAUGUUUUCAUCUUGCGUGCUUACUGAAUUGUUUCUACUAGCACUUUUAGACAUAUUAGUUUCAUAUUUAUUUUCUAAGGUUCAGGUCAGAUUCUGUUAUUUGAGAACCCCCUUGAAAAUCUGGAACAUCCAUGUUAUAAAAGCUGCGACCACGUUGAACGAAUAACAAAUGCAUCUCCUUUGCCAUUUUCUCUGCCUUUUUAUUUCGGUGCCAAUUGCAAGUCAGAGUACCAAAGACGCAUCCUCCCAAGAUAUACAUAGUUUUGCCUUUGAGUUCAUUUAAGCCAUUUUGGUUUAUCACAAAAUGAAUUUGAAGUAAAAUGGAAAGUUGA